This is a messenger RNA of Parathielavia appendiculata, 383 nucleotides long. RefSeq lists its product as uncharacterized. The record is from RefSeq and is a predicted model, not a curated record. The coding region runs from base 94 to 318 and encodes 74 amino acids. Lineage: Eukaryota; Fungi; Ascomycota; Sordariomycetes; Sordariales; Chaetomiaceae. The transcript has a single exon.
CAGCUCCUGUCGCAGUAAAAUGGUCACGAGCCGGCGCGACGAAGCAUCAGAGGGGGCGGGGGGGGGGCGGGGGGGGGUGUGUGGGCUAGCUGUAUGUCAACUUCGAGGACCUUGACUGACCUGGCGCGCCAGCGGCUCCAUGAACGGAUUCCUGUCUUUGUAUCUACCAACUUAUCCAAACCAAGACCGAACCGGCAGGUGCCUUUGCCGACCUUGUCCUGUAUCUUAUUAUGUGUCGUAAUUUUCGUUAUGCAUACGGAGGCGGAUAGCGCUACCGACCUCGGCGUCCGUCGGGCGCCGACCAGCAGCGGACCCUAGUGAGAACAUAUGUCUGCUUUUAAAAGACCUGAUCCAUGAAACCAGCCUCCAGCAUGAUUAUUAGA